Messenger RNA from Asparagus officinalis (garden asparagus), 395 nucleotides. RefSeq names its product gibberellin-regulated protein 1-like. The record is from RefSeq and is a predicted model, not a curated record. NCBI's taxonomy places the organism in Eukaryota, Viridiplantae, Streptophyta, Magnoliopsida, Asparagales, Asparagaceae. The coding region runs from base 7 to 306 and encodes 99 amino acids. The transcript has 3 exons.
GAUCCCAUGGCUUUUUCAAAGACAUUCGUUGCUUGCCUCUUUCUCUUGGUUAUUGCUGCUCGACUUGUUGAAUCAGAUGAAAUCUUAGAGAGCGGAGGACGAAGUCUGCUGUCUUCCAUUGACUGCGCUGCGAAAUGUGAAGUGCGAUGCAGCAAGUCAUGGAAGCCAAAAAUGUGUCACAAAACAUGCGAGACUUGCUGCCACAGGUGCAACUGCGUCCCCUCCGGCACUUCAAUGGAGACUCGCUCAGAGUGCCCUUGCUACGCCCAGAUGAAGACCCAUGGAAACCGCCUCAAAUGCCCUUAAUUGAAACAAUGCUAAUAAAUUAGCCUUUUUUUUGUGUGAGAUUGUGUGAGUGAAUGGAACUAAUGAAGAUGGUGAUCGUAAAUUCGUAA